Molecule: messenger RNA, 3317 nt
Organism: Diabrotica virgifera virgifera (western corn rootworm)
Lineage: Eukaryota; Metazoa; Arthropoda; Insecta; Coleoptera; Chrysomelidae
Gene: Tmem63
Product: calcium permeable stress-gated cation channel 1
Exons: 3
Coding region: 159-2378 (739 amino acids)
Cellular component (GO): plasma membrane
Molecular function (GO): calcium-activated cation channel activity
Source: RefSeq, a predicted model, not a curated record
UAUGAUUAGAAGGUUACAAGAUUACAAAAUAAAACAUUAAAAGUUAUUGUAAACGAUGUGUCAUGAGUAAAACAAUGCAUUUUGGUGUAUUGAAUAAUACUUAUAGUUAAAGUGUAAUGUAACAAUAGUAACAAUUGAUAUAUUAGAGAUUGUUAAAUAUGGUGUCUGGCCCUAUAGAUGUUUCCGUUCUAAUAAUAGAUAAUGACACUUGUUUAAUUAACAAAAAAUCUAAUAAAAUUAUUAGUAAUGUGUAUGAAGGAAUUCCAGAGACUUUAGUACUGAAUGUUGUGUCAUGGCUGCUACUUAUUCUGCUAUUUGCCAUUUUGAGGAAUAGAGCUUGGGAUUAUGGAAGACUGGCAUUGGUACAUACUGAAAAAUGGACUCAAUUAUUUUACAAGAAUACAGAUGAUGCAGUUGCUGUAGAAGAAUCAAAUCAUGAGGUGUCGUUGAUACCUGAUACUGGCUGUUUAUGGUUUCCUUCCAUAUUUAAAAUCAAUCGAGACCAGAUUUUAUCAAGAUGUGGACCAGAUGCUUCCCAUUAUUUAUCUUUUCAAAGGCAGUUACUUAUUCUAAUGUUAGUAAUCACUGUAUUUUCAAUUGGAGUGGUGCUUCCCGUUAAUUUUCAAGGAACUUUACAAGGAGAUAAGACUACAUUUGGACACACUACUAUUAGUAAUUUACCAUCUGACUCCAAAUGGUUAUGGGUUCACAUUACUGGAUCGAUAGCUGUGGUGCCACUAAUGAUUUUCAUUAUGAGAAAAUGUUCAGGACAACAACCAAGUGCAUCGAAAUUGUCAUCAAGGACAUUAAUGGUAACAAAUAUUUCAAAACAACAUAGAUUCUGCGAAGAUAUCAAAAAUUAUUUUAGUGUUAGAUACCCUGGAAUAGAAGAUGUAAAAAUAGCUUACAAAGUUAAGAAACUGACAAUCUUAGAGAGGCAAAGAGAAAAAAUUCAUGAAGCAAGAAUGUACUGUUUAAGUAAUGCACCUAAAAACGAGAUUAAGAUUCAACCUAAAGGGUGUAUAGCUUGUUGCCCUUGUAAAACUGUCAAUGCCCUUGAUUAUUAUUCAAUACAAGAAGAGAAACUUAAUAACCUUGUAACUUUAGAAAGGAGAAAGGCACUCCAAAGUCCUUUGGGGGUGGCUUUUGUAACAUUAAACAGUGAGGAAACAGCACAGUAUAUACUACGAUCCUUUGAAGCUGGGUCCCACAGGAAUUGGGUGAUUUUUAAAGCUCCAUCACCAUCUGAUAUCAACUGGGAAAACUUGGAAAUAUCCUAUAGAAACUGGUAUUCAAAAGCAAUUAUUAUAAAUGCAGUAUUAUUUGUUAUUCUUUUUUUCUUAACUACACCAGUCAUUGUAGUUAAUAUCUUUAACAAUCUCACAAAGGAUAAUUUUAUAACAAAGAUAAGUCCUCUGUUAUCUGAGUUUUUACCAACAUUGUUGCUUUUAUCUAUGUCUGCUGUAAUGCCUGUUUUGGUGGCUUAUUCUGAUGAAUGGAUGUCGCAUUGGACAAAAUCCAAACAAAACCAUGCUACUAUGUACAAAGCUUUUUUCUUUUUGCUUUUUAUGGUUUUGAUUUUACCUUCCCUCGGACUAACUAGUGCACAAGCAUUUUUGGAAUGGUCAGUUCAGACACAAAAUAUUACUUUAAGAUGGGAGUGUAUCUUUUUAGCUGAUAAAGGUGCAUUUUUUGUUAAUUAUGUUAUUACUUCAGCACUUAUAGGUACAGCUCUUGAAUUGUUAAGAUUUCCAGAGUUGGCCAUGUAUGCUUGGAGGUUACUACUUAUAAAAUCUGAAGCUGAAAAAACCACAAUUAGAAAAGAAAUUUUGUCAGUAUUUCCGUUUGGAAUCCACUAUGCUUGGACACUGCUUAUAUUUACUAUUUGUACAGUUUACAGCUUAACGUGUCCUUUAAUCACACCUUUUGGUUUGCUUUAUCUUGGCUUUAAACAUCUGGUUGAUAAAUAUAAUAUAUAUUAUGUGUAUCGUCCUAUAACUAUGUCGGGAGAAGGCCAGCGAAUUCAUUCUGAUGCUGUAAAAAUGGUGCGCAUAGCUAUACUACUGUUACAACUGAUCACUGCUUUGUUUUUCUUUCUACGUGCAUAUUUAAACACUAUGACCUGCAUUGCAUUUUUGGGAUUUGCUCUUACAGCAAUAUUUUUCUUCUUCAUUGGCCCUUUUCCAACUUGCAAGCCAAGUUCCUUCCAUGCCUUCAACUUGCCUGUCAGAAAUGAAGAAUACGUAGCUCCUGUUCUUAUCAGUUCAAGUUCUAUUGAGCCUAUUAAUGAAGAUCGAUCAUUGCCCAGUUUUUAUGGCUCACCAAACCUAAGCCAUACUGCUUUGAGAUUGUCUGAGACUGGAUCCAGUGAAGCUUAAAUUCAUUAUCCAAAUUUUAGUAUUGAGGCUGUGAAUAAUUUAGGAUUGGUAAAACAUGAUGCAAACUUUCAAAAUGCUCUCUUGAAAAAUUUGGUUAAACGCACAUAUCAACCUUUGCCAAAACACUACAGAAAUGAUCUGUUUUAACCUCUUUGUCCUUUGAGCAGUGUGUGUUAAUUGUAUUAUUUUUAUAUUUUAAAAAUGUCUACGAAAAAUUGUAAAUAUCUACGACAUUCCAGAAUGUGCUGGAUAAUGCUCCGAGACCAAAAGUACUUGGGCAAUAUUUAAUAAAUAACUUUGCUGGAUAUCUGCCUUUUACUUGUAAAAUUAAAUAUGUGGUUAAAAUAUUUUUUACUUAGGUAUAUAAGUACCGUUAAAGCAGGACAUAUCGUAGGUAUAUGCUAGAAUUAAUUUUAGCCACUUUUUAUUUGUAAAAUUCAUAUAUUAUGUAUUCGAGCACUCGACCGUAUCUUAUUGUACAUAUUUAAUUACCAGCAAAAAUCAGCCGCCGCACUAUAGCUUAAAACUAAACUACCAAAACCUAGAAAUCUAGCCGUUCCACUAUAUUUCUUACUUACACUAUACUUAUUUCGCCAAUAAGCGUGAAAUAAAUCGUUUAGUACGUUAGGAGUGACUCGCUCGUUUAUACCUGCCUUAUUUUCACUAAUUAAGGUGUGUAUGAUGAGGAAUUUAGCUAAUAUUAUUUUAUUAAAUAUUAACAAUAUAUUGUCUUAUUAUGUGCUUCUAAAGGUGCUUCUUUUUUAUGUUUGUAGAAAAUUGUAUAUUUUUGUAACUAGGUAACUUAAGAUGUAUUUUCCUAUUAGGCAAUAAGUUACAAUAAUGUGUUGGUAGUUUUCUAAUUAGUUAUCUAAAAAUGAACUGCUAGUACAGUUAAAAAAUGAUAUAAAUUAAAAAAAAAUAAAAUUGCAAGUGUUAAUA